GGGGAGUGACAGGCUGCGGCUGGAAAUCGGAAGGAGGAUGGGAAAAAAGCCAAAAUGCUUUAUCAAUAGUUAGCUCGUUCUGGUUUCCUAAACUUCAUCGAGAGUUUUGGAGCCUAGCUGGGAGCUUCAUGGAGACCGCUAAAGUUAAUGUUAGCUGCCCUACAGCUGUCAGUUAGCUUCGACUUCAUAUUACAUUUUAACAGCUAAAUUCUCAGUAACGUGACAAUCUGCAAGAAACGGGUUGCUUAUAAAUAACUAAAGUCACUAAUAGUAGUGGCAGCACCAUUUGGCUUGGAUAUCAAAGCCGUUAGCAUCGUGGCUUUCCCACAUAACAAUUUUUGGUUCUCUAAAGGUUCCGGGAAGGUUCGCUGAAGGCUGCCUGCCUGCCUGCCCGCCCGCCCUUAUUGUUUACGGAGAGGCUUUGCCGUCUUGUGAAAGAGGAGUCCACGUUGGCUUUUGAUGAUUUUAAAGGGAAAAUUCUAGUUUCAAUAAGAUAAUUGGGUCACAACAACACAAGACGGCAAACAUGCUUCAAGAGAUUCAGGCGAUGGGCUCUCAUGCCUUGGAUAUCUACGACUACCUCUUAGCGGGAAUUGAUCCACGGCUGAAGGAAUAUCCACUGAUGCAGAAUCCUAUUCCCAUGUCCUCAAUAUUGCUGUGUUACCUAUUCUUUGUAAUGUACCUUGGACCUCGUAUAAUGGCCAAUCGAAAGCCCUUCCAGCUAAAGGAAGCCAUGAUAGUCUACAACUUCACGCUAGUGGCACUGUCAGUAUUCAUUGUCUACGAAUUCCUGAUGUCUGGUUGGGCCACAACAUAUACCUGGCGAUGUGACGCAGUUGAUACGUCUGACAGUCCUCAAGCACUUCGAAUGGUCCGAGUGGCCUGGCUGUUCUGGUUCUCCAAGAUUAUUGAGCUCAUCGACACAAUGUUCUUCGUUUUGAGGAAAAAGCAUGGCCAGGUCACCUUCCUGCACAUCUUUCACCACUCCUUUAUGCCCUGGACCUGGUGGUGGGGAGUUGCCUAUGCUCCUGGUGGAAUGGGAUCUUUUCAUGCCAUGGUGAAUUCCUCCGUCCACGUCAUCAUGUAUUUCUACUAUGGCCUUGCUGCUGCUGGACCACGCUUCCAGAAGUUUUUGUGGUGGAAGAAAUACAUGACUGCCAUUCAGCUGACCCAGUUUGUCCUGGUAUCUCUCCACGCUACCCAGUAUUACUUCAUGGACAGUUGUGACUAUCAGUUCCCAAUGGUGCUCCACCUCAUCUGGAUGUACGGAACCUUCUUCUUUGUGCUCUUCUCCAACUUCUGGAUUCAAGCUUACGUGAAGGGUAAGCGGUUGCCAAAACAAGACGUAAAGCCGUGUAAGAACGGCACAGCUGUCCACACCAAUGGCAAACGCCACGAGAACGGCAUUAGCCACGGAACCAGCAACGGAGCCAGCAACAGCUCUGCUCCCCACGAGAAUGGCAGCACUCACGUGAGCAAGAUGAAGAAGGCCUAGGAGCCCUGGAAGGAAACACCCAAGAAGUAUGACCCAGUGAAGCUGUUAAAACUACGGAUUCCAAAGAUAAUUUUUGGCUGUUUCUUUUCCUGUUUUUGGGUUCAUGUGCAACACAUGGGGAGAUGACGUGGUCAAUGAUUUCCACAGUUGGGGUCCCCCAUUUGUUUUUUUUUGUUUUUUUUUUUUUGAGUUGGUAAACCAUUUCUGGAACAAAAUGUAUGAAGAGAAGAUGUUUUCACUUAAACGUCAUCUUCACUGAUUUUGCAACAACCUCUAGUUCAGUAUCACACUGGUGGCCUUUUCACCCCACUUGCCUUCACUACUUAUCCGACCCCCACAUCAUCCUGAGCCCCCUGUGGACAGAUGACUGUACAGUUUUAUCAAACUUGAAAAUACUUUUUGUAAAUAGUUUUACAGCAACAAAACGACAACUAACUGUAUUAGUGUGCUUUAGACUUUCUAAAUGUUAUAUUGUGUAUUUAAAAUUAAAUGCCAAUAAAUUCAAUUUAAAAUUCUCUAAUACAUAUUGUGUGUCAGUAUUUCCACUUGCAGAGUAGGCGCUUAAUUUACGUGUAACUAGCUGAAAAGGUUUUCAGUUACAGUUGUCGGGGCUUUGGGGGAAAACUCGGACAUUGUGCUGUGUUGCAACAAAGAAGAAAAGCAUUUUGCGUUGCUGGCUUGGGCCUCUUGUCUUGGCCAUCCCAAGUAUGUGGAGCAAGUAGGAGGUAAACAAGAGCCCCAUUCUGCUUUGUUUAAAUUCAUCAUUCAUCGUAAGAGGCAGAGAGAAAGCAUCCUGCAGACCGGAUCUACACCCGCCCAACUCAACCAUCAGCUGGUUCAUCACGGUCAGAAAUGCGGUCAUAUUAGCACUCAGAGAAAAUGUAUAUUUUACAUCCAUUCAGCCUGCAAAUGGAUGCAAUCAAUAAACCACUGAUCCAGUACAUACAA
This is a messenger RNA of Perca flavescens (yellow perch), 2443 nucleotides long. RefSeq names its product ELOVL fatty acid elongase 1b (gene elovl1b). Gene Ontology annotation, cellular component: endoplasmic reticulum membrane; endoplasmic reticulum. Gene Ontology annotation, molecular function: fatty acid elongase activity. The transcript has 9 exons. Lineage: Eukaryota; Metazoa; Chordata; Actinopteri; Perciformes; Percidae. Bases 527 to 1495 code for a protein of 322 amino acids. Gene Ontology annotation, biological process: very long-chain fatty acid biosynthetic process; sphingolipid biosynthetic process; fatty acid elongation, saturated fatty acid. The record is from RefSeq and is a predicted model, not a curated record.